AUGCCUAAUAGCUUCCCAGUCUUAUAUACAGAUCAGAAACUAAAAAAGACUAAAGUGUGGCAGGAUGGACAUUUAAUUUGCCGUGGUAUAACAAAUUCUCUCAAACCUGGUUUUGAAUUAGAAACUGAUCGAUAUUUAGUAACAAUUGAAGAAGAUGAUAAUACACAAAUUCUGAUUCCAAAAUUCGUUAAUGAUCCAACAAUGAAAAACAAAGAUAAACAAAAUGUUUUUGUACCACCACGACAAAUAUCGACACCACGAUCUGUUUUAUCAACAGCAUCUUACAUAAAUGAGACUUCACCGUUGGAUAAACCAUUUGAAUGGGGACUUACUGGUGCGAUAAAAUCAAACCCGUAUCAUAAACAACAACAUGUUCAAGAACAGAAACCACUGUUUUCAACAUUUGCAAUACCACCUGUUCAGUCUAAAUAUGAUACACUAAUUAAUAAAAAUCAACAAAUAGAAACAUUUGUAAAACGAUCGACACAAGAUAUGCUUAAAUUAUUAGCAGGAAAUUAUUCUGAAACAGAACUGUCAAGCAAUCAACAAACACAAAAAUCCUCUACAUUGUUUACUGAAGAAUCAGAUGUGCAAAGUACUAGUUGGUCUUUAUUUGUUGAUACAAACGAAAUAAAAUCGGAUGAAAAUAAUGACGAUGAUAGUUUGAUAAAUCAACAACAACAACAACAACAACUAAUACAACAGCAAACUUCAAAUAAACGAAAAUUUCAUGAUGCUAUUCAUGUGAUGGAUUUAGCGAGUAAGAAGUCACAUAGUAGUGAAUGUAGUGAAAAUCAUGUGUCAUUACCAAAAUUUGAUUUUGAUGAAAAUACAUUUGAUGAUCUAUUUGCUGAUAAUGAGGUCGACGGUAGUCAAGAUUAA
Molecule: messenger RNA, 882 nt
Organism: Didymodactylos carnosus
Lineage: Eukaryota; Metazoa; Rotifera; Eurotatoria; Philodinida; Philodinidae
Source: the annotation of a GenBank genome assembly